Messenger RNA from Suillus clintonianus, 1839 nucleotides. RefSeq lists its product as uncharacterized. Lineage: Eukaryota; Fungi; Basidiomycota; Agaricomycetes; Boletales; Suillaceae. The record is from RefSeq and is a predicted model, not a curated record. The transcript has 3 exons. The coding region runs from base 1 to 1839 and encodes 612 amino acids.
AUGUGUAUGGGACUAUAUAUGACGCCAAAGAUGAACAUCAACAAACUUCUACCGUCUUACUGCCCAUCAAAUCACUUGCCAAUCACAAAUAUCCACAUGGCUCCCAAAAAAAGAACUGCUAAGCCUGCCAAUCUACCCAAAAAAAGGGCCAGGGUUGGCGCAAUCGCCAGCGGCAUUUCAAGAGCUGCCCCAGGCGAACUUGACAUAGGCAGUAUGACAGGUUUGGCAGGUAGUGCUAGUGCCCCAUUGAAGGUCUCCAGUAUUUUCUCGGACCAGGAGUCCGCAAAUCAGGAUUCUGGUGAUACGAAUGCUGAGCCCCCAGUCAACCUACCCCUCACAGUCGCACCUGUCCCCUCCCCAACACCAGGUUCAUACGUCGGCACUUUUUGUCACUUUUGCUGUGACCUUGCGUCCUCCCCUCACAAACAUGAAUGCGUUCAAUGUGGUGCCAUCAUAUGCGAGCAACAUGUUGCCCGCGGCAGUGGGUGCAUUUAUUUGAACACUGUGGAGGUUGCCGCCAAAGAUUUCUACUGCCCCAUCUGCUCAAGGAUAGUGGAUGGCAAGGACGCGCCGUUGCGCUACGCAUUCAUCGGGUUUGGUAGACGAAAGAAGGUGAAGAUGGCCUGGCCUAUGGCCAUCAUUAAUCUCACCCUGGAGUCGAUGAAAGAUGAUUAUUUGGCAAGGACUGUCAUUCUUGAUGCGGAGAACCAUUUCCGUUCGUUUCAAGGCAAUUUGUACACAUCCUCUUUGCAUAUGAGGGGCGGCGCCCAUUUGUCCGAGCAGAAGAAGCUUGUACAGGGAGUGGAUUUCAUUGAUCGCAACGUCCUACUUGGAUUCCCACCCAACAUCUUUCUUGUCGUGGAUACACAUUCAGAUGAAUACACUGGAAUGCUGCAGCACACCGGAGGUCACAGUGGGGGAACUAGUACCACAAUCACGGAAAUCCUCACUGCCUAUCUUGGGGCGCCAUUUUUGAAAGCCAUGAACGCAUCUUCGACGGCCGCCAGAGACAACAAGGUUGUGAUGAAGACUGCCAAUGGGAAAGUGCCUUGGUGCGACCUCUCUCCCAGUGCCAGAGGCGGGAGGAGGGGACUAUUCAUGGUGAGCUGUGGCCCUGCCAUCAGGGUAAGCCACCACUUCGAGGCCGUGAAAACAUUGGUGCAGAGCAAUAUGGUAGAUUUCGUUCUUGCAUUCGGAGGAUCGGGCACUUUGCCCUCCAUGGUGUCCAUCACCGUGCGCUCGUUCAUUGCUGAGACUGGCGUCUUCGGACGCACCGACGUUUGGACGGCAGUUUGCGACAUGCUGUCCUCCUCAAACGACUUCCUGGACUACACCACAGCUGUGGUGGUGUAUGCAUCGACAGUGGAGAAUAAGCGCGUUGUCGAAAGUCGUCAGAUUGGCAAGGAUAUCCCAGGAGUACGGGCCUUUGGAUAUGAAUUCAAGGCCUGUGCUACUCCUGGAUGUCAGCCAGCGCCGGCUGAUAUGCGUGUCCACAAUCAUGGUCCCAAGGUCCAACUUCGGUGCCUGAAAUGCUCCUGGAAGUCGUCAUCAAUCAGGACUGAUAUAGACAACAAGCAUUUCACAAAGGUGAACAGGGUCUUAGCGCCUCAGCUGUUCUGGCAUCAUUUUCCCGCUUCAACCAACUUGCAAGACUUCUUCGUGGAAACCACUAACGCUGCCAACGAACUCGCUGCCAAGGAACGCGCUGCCUCCCAAAAUCACAAGGGGAAGAAAGGGAAGAAGAACAAACGUCAGAUGAACAUCGCCGCUAACAUUCAGGAGGAUACAGAGAUGUUGGAAAGCAAGCCCGAUGUCCCGUCCAUGGAGAUCGACGAUUGA